Molecule: messenger RNA, 3820 nt
Organism: Gastrolobium bilobum
Lineage: Eukaryota; Viridiplantae; Streptophyta; Magnoliopsida; Fabales; Fabaceae
Product: myosin-9
Exons: 26
Coding region: 196-3432 (1078 amino acids)
Biological process (GO): vesicle transport along actin filament; actin filament organization
Cellular component (GO): cytoplasm; myosin complex; vesicle
Molecular function (GO): microfilament motor activity; actin filament binding; ATP binding
Source: RefSeq, a predicted model, not a curated record
CCCGCAGCAAUUUUUCUUGCAAUGAACUCCGAUCUGUUAAGAAUUUCAAGCAUUGCGCGAAUCUUGAUCCAAGAUCGGGUGCGAUAGUUCGAGUUGAAGUUCAAUUCUCGAUCCAUGAUUUCAAUCCGUUGAAAAUGUACACGCAUGGUUCUGUUGGCCUGUGAUUCCUAUUCAGCCAAGGUUCAUAUCUAAGAAAUGGGCAUUCCAGAAAACAUUGUUGUCGGUUCUCAUGUUUGGGUUGGAGAUCCAGAAUUAGUCUGGAUUGAUGGACAAGUACUGAAUAUUAAUGGGGAGGAAGCUGAAAUUCAAACUAGCAAUGGGAAGAAGGUUUUUUCCCGUUUGUCAAAAUUAUAUCCCAAGGAUACAGAUGCUCCUACUGACGGAGUUGAUGACAUGACCAAGCUUGCUUAUUUGCAUGAGCCAGGAGUGCUGCAUAAUUUGGAAAAUAGAUACAAGAUCAAUGAAAUAUAUACUUAUACUGGAAAUAUUCUUAUUGCAAUCAAUCCCUUCCAAAGUCUUCCACACCUGUAUGAUGCUAAUGCGAUGAAAAUCUACAAGGGAGCAACAAUUGGAGAUUUAAGCCCACAUGUUUUUGCUAUUGCUGAAGCAGCAUAUAGGGAAAUGAUUACUGAGGAGAAAAACAACUCUAUUCUGGUUAGUGGUGAGAGUGGCGCUGGUAAGACAGAAACCACCAAAAUGCUUAUGUGUUACCUGGCAUAUUUGGGUGGUCACACUGCAUCUGAAGGACGGACUGUUGAACAACAAGUACUAGAAUCAAACCCAGUUCUUGAAGCAUUUGGUAAUGCAAAAACUGUUAGAAAUGACAAUUCCAGCCGUUUUGGAAAGUUUGUUGAGAUUCAAUUUGAUAAGUAUGGACGAAUAUCCGGUGCAGCGAUUAGAACUUAUCUUCUUGAGAAAUCUCGUGUUUGCCAAAUCUCAGAUCCUGAGCGUAACUAUCACUGUUUUUACCUUCUCUGUGCCUCUCCCCCAGAGGAAAAGGAGAAAUAUAAGUUGGGAGAUCCUAGAUCAUUUCACUACCUUAAUCAAUCCAGUUGCUAUGAAUUAGCUGGUGUUAAUGCUGCUCAAGAGUAUCUUAGCACCAAGAGAGCCAUGGAUAUUGUGGGAAUCAGUCAGGAGGAGCAGGAUGCAAUUUUCAGAGUUAUAGCUGCUAUUCUUCAUCUUGGAAACAUUAAGUUUGCAAAAUCCGAAGAAGAAACUGAUUCAUCAGUUUUAGAAGAUGAAGAAUCCAAGUUCCAUCUCCAAAUAACAGCAGAACUUCUCAUGUGUGAUCCUAAUGCUUUGGAAGAUGCACUUUGUAGGCGCGUGAUGAUUACCCCAGAAGAAAUCAUCAAAAGAAGUCUUGAUCCUCUUGGUGCAACAGUUAGCAGGGAUGGUUUAGCCAAGACACUAUAUUCUCGUUUAUUUGACUGGUUAGUCCAUAAAAUUAAUGUCUCCAUUGGGCAGGAUUCUAGCUCAAAAUGUCUAAUUGGCGUUCUUGACAUAUAUGGCUUUGAAAGCUUUCGAACUAAUAGUUUUGAGCAGUUUUGUAUUAAUUUCACAAAUGAAAAGCUGCAGCAACACUUCAACCAGCAUGUGUUUAAGAUGGAGCAAGAGGAAUACACAAAAGAAGGCAUUGACUGGAGCUACUUAGAAUUUGUAGAUAACCAAGAUGUAUUGGAUCUCAUUGAAAAGAAACCGGGUGGAAUAAUUUCUCUGCUUGAUGAAGCUUGUAUGUUUCCAAAGUCAACUCAUGAAACUUUUUCACAAAAGCUUUAUCAGACAUUCAAAGAUCACAAACGCUUCAUCAAGCCAAAAUUGGCACGCUCAGACUUCACUGUUGUUCAUUAUGCUGGGGAGGUCCAGUAUCAGUCUGAGCAGUUUAUAGACAAGAACAAGGACUAUGUUGUUCCUGAGCAUCAAUACAUGUUAAGUUCUUCCAAAUGUUCAUUUGUAUCAGGCCUUUUCCCUCCACUAUCUGAGGAGACGGCCAAAUCUGCUAAGUUUUCUUCUAUUGGUUCUCGUUUUAAGCUACAACUACAACAAUUGAUGGAUGCGCUCAAUUUGACAGAGCCCCACUAUAUUAGAUGUGUGAAGCCAAAUAAUCUAUUAAAACCUGGCAUAUUUGAGAAUAUGAACGUCAUCCAACAAUUACGUUCUGGUGGUGUUCUUGAAGCAGUAAGAAUUAAAUGUGCUGGAUUCCCCACACACAGGACCUUUCAUGAAUUUUUAACUCGGCUAGGAAUUCUUGCUCCUGAGGUUCUUCGUGGGAGCUUCGAUGAAAAGGAUUCUUGUAAAAAGAUUUUGGAGAAGGUUGGGCUGACAGGUUAUCAGAUAGGGGAAACACAAGUAUUCUUAAGAGCUGGUCAGAUGGCUGAACUGGAUGCCCAGAGAGCAUGCCUGCUUAGCAAUUCUGCAACAGUUAUCCAAAAGCAGAUUAAAACCCAUUUUAGUCGGAAAACAUAUAUUGCAUUGCGAAAGUCCUCUGUCUUUGUGCAAUCCAUUUGCAGAGGAGAACUGGCUCGGAGAUCAUAUUAUCACAUGAAGAGAGAAGCAGCUGCAGUCAGAAUUCAAAAGCAUAUGCUCGGAAAACUAGCCAGAAAAUGGUACACCAAAAUAAAGUUUUCUGCCAUUGUCUUGCAGACAGGUUUCCGGGCAAUGGAUGCUUGUGAUAAAUUGAGAUACAGAAAGCAAACUUGUGCCUCAACUAGUAUUCAGUCCUAUUGGCGGCGUCAUAAAGCUCUCUUUAAUUAUCAGAACCUUAAGAAAGCGGCAAUGAUCUCACAAAGCGUCAAUCACUCCAGGGAUGAACAUGAACAGAAGGUUUUGGAGAUAUCAGUGGAACAUGAAAGUCCUUCAGUGGAAGAACCUUCAAAUCCUUUUCAAGAAGAAUCCUCAAGUCCUUUACAAGAUGAUGAAAGCAUUGAAGCUAUCAAGGAUUCCUCUAGUCCUCUCGAAGACAUUGAAAAGAUUGAGGCUCUUACUGUUGAAAUAGAAAACUUGAAGGUCAUGUUGCAAUCAGAAAAACAAAGAGCUGAUGAAUUUGAAAGGAAAUAUGUAGAAGCUGAAGGAUCCAGCGAAGAGUUACAGAAAAAGCUUGCAGAAACUGAAAAAAGAGUAUAUCAGCUUCAGGACUCAUUGAACAGGAUGAUAUCUUCCAUGUCAAGUCAAGUUGCCGAGCUGAAGACGAUCUUAAGUACUUCAUCAAGAUUGAGUUCAACUUUUCGACCUAUUGCUAGAGUUGAUGUUGCUUCCAGUAACUCUGAUACUUCAUCCACAGACUCUGAUUUCACGUUUCCAGCUCCUGUUUCGAAUCCAGAAACUCUUUCUUCCCCCAAGCCCAAACCUUUUCAACUAGUAGUUCAGGAUAUCACUGCAGUAGAUGGAUCAGGAUCUGAAAGUGAAAAGGAGGGUUCAUUUGAUGAUUUCUUCUAGUAAAACUUGUAUUUCUACGAUCUGGCUUAUAUUUUCAUUUCCUCUCUGUCGCUGGGGAAACAAGGAGGAAAGACAGACAAAGGGAUGGAGAUGGCAUUGGUUAGGCACGUUCGCUCUUCAGGCACAUACCCUACGUACAAAUUUGUAGAUACACAGUUCAUCUCAGGAUCCUGUAGAUCAGUCAGGUAGAGGUAGCAAAAGAAUCAAUCUAUGAUGAACUUAUUGAUUAGUGUUUCACCUUGUUGACAUCCUUCUGAGUUCAAUCUUAUUUCAAUCCCAAAUGACAGAUAGGGAGACAAUUUUGUAUAUAACAUCUUUCCGGAGUUUUUUCUUUCUGUUUUAUUUUUUAGUGAAUUGAGUAUUGCCCACGGCUUUGAGGGGUGAAAAU